AUGAAGGUGUGCAUCUGUUGUUUUAAAUGCAUCCUGUUGAUUUUUCUCUGCACUGUAACGACAUAUGGGAGUGCCGAAAGAUGGGUGGAUAAUGAAAAUGCAGAUGGUGUGCUUGAACGUGGCACAUCUGUAUUGAGAUUAACUGAUGCUGAUGAUUUGGGCGGGAGACCUAAUAGUGCGCAUCAUAGGGGAGUGCUUAGAAGUGUACAUUGUUUGAGGCAAGGGGAUGAUCGUGGCAUAAAUGAACCGCCAACGGAAGCAUCGUUUUUAAACGUGCGCGGUGCUGCCACGCUAGGGGAAGAAAGCAACGAAGAUGAUGGUGAUGAGUAUGACGAUGACGACACGGAAGAUUCCACAGCUGAGGACGAGGGCGAGUACGACAGAACGGUUAACCUAAGCGUGGGUGACCAAAACGGAGAGCUCACCUACAACGCAAACGAUACGGAGGUGAACCAAAUGGUCAUAUUGAAAGAUUUAACUGAUCAGGUUAAGAGAGAAGUAACGGAGGUGAACAUGGACAGAGUUAACGAAGUUGAUAUCCCGAGCAUUGCCGAUGAGGAGAGAAAGAUAAACGAAUUUUACGAGUACGAAAAUGAGGUAUUAACAAACAUUCGCGAAAAGAAAAAAAAUAUUAACGCAAUGAUUAAUGAAGAUUUGGAUGAACUGCUGAAGCCUGCCCAGAGGGAGUAUAUUAUGGUGGCUAGAAGUAUAAAAAAUAAACUGUUGCAUGAGUAUGAGCAGAUGCUUCGGGAGGAAUUGUCCCAAGAGUAG
Plasmodium fragile is the source of this 771-nucleotide messenger RNA. RefSeq lists its product as uncharacterized. The transcript has a single exon. The record is from RefSeq and is a predicted model, not a curated record. The coding region runs from base 1 to 771 and encodes 256 amino acids. Lineage: Eukaryota; Apicomplexa; Aconoidasida; Haemosporida; Plasmodiidae.